AUGGCAUCCUCACCCCACCCAGCUGAUACCAAGGAGCCACCCAAGGACCCCCUAAGGCUUGGAAGACUCGACAGCAUGAACAUGGGCACGGAAGCACCCAAAGAGGAAGCGGCCGAGGUCUCCCAUGUGUGCUGGGGCUGUCCUGACCCCUGGCCUGGCCGGGGCUCUGUGUGGGGCCACUGCACCUGCCAGCCAGUAACAGACUCCACCCUGUGUCGGGGAGUCCUGGGGCCUCCCCACGCCCUCCACUCAUGCCUGGGGCCCACGCCACAUCCCUAUCUCAACCCUUGGGCUCACGUGUGGAUGCCCUGGGGUGGUGGUAUCUGGACGGGGCAUCCACUGCUGGCUGCCUCGGUGCCUGUAGAUUGGUGUAGGGCCACCUCUAGCUUUAAUCCCUACACAUGCGGCAGGCACCCGACUGCCCUGGGCCACAGCACACUUCCUCAUUCCUGGGGACCCCAAUCCUCCCCACCCUCUCCAGCUCUGGUCAGGGACACCACCUACUGUCCCCCGGUGAGGGUCCAGGACCCAGGCAGCUCAGCCCCCUGGGCUGCAGUGGGGGGCCCAACCCGAAGUGCUCCAAUCUGGAGGUGGCCCCAAAGCUGUCCCUUGGGCCAGGCCUCCAGCUUACACACACAGGUGCUCCUGUUGUCCUCCAGCUCUCAACUGUGCCCUCUGCUCCUGGCCCCCAUGCCAGAUCCUGAGCUGGAGCCCGAGCCCCCCAUGCUAGAUCCUGAGCCUGAGCCCAAGCCCCCCAUGCUAGAUCCUGAGCCUGAGCCCAAGCCCCUAUCCUAG
Molecule: messenger RNA, 795 nt
Organism: Heterocephalus glaber (naked mole-rat)
Lineage: Eukaryota; Metazoa; Chordata; Mammalia; Rodentia; Bathyergidae
Gene: Prr23e
Product: PRR23 family member E
Source: RefSeq, a predicted model, not a curated record